Molecule: messenger RNA, 1110 nt
Organism: Macadamia integrifolia
Lineage: Eukaryota; Viridiplantae; Streptophyta; Magnoliopsida; Proteales; Proteaceae
Exons: 2
Coding region: 124-645 (173 amino acids)
Source: RefSeq, a predicted model, not a curated record
GAUUAUUUGUAUUAUUUUUUUUCCUUUUCCAUUUUCAUCGAUGAUUUUUUAUUUAAUGAAUUAUACGGCCUUCCCGGUACUGGAAAGUUUUAUAUGAUUUGAUGGCGUAACUUUGCUUAUACUAUGAAGGUUCUUGAUGAUGAGCAACUGGAUGAUGCUAGCCUGCUGAUUAGCAACCUGAACAAUCUAAAGCAUUUAAAACUGAGGAUGUGGCUGGCAAGUGUUGAACUUUGGGGUUUAGCUACCUUGUUGAGCUUGUCACCUAAUAUGGAGUCUCUAUCUAUAGACAUUGGUGAGCCGGGAGAUACGGAUGCUUCAGACAUGUUAGUUAUGUCUAUUCUCAAAGAACAAGCUUUCUGGGAAGGACUUUUAAUUCCUUUUGAAUUUUUUCAUCAUCUGAAAAAGGUUGAGAUCAAGGGCUUUGAGGGGCGAGGCAAUGAAAUAGAAUUUGUAAAAUUUUUGCUCAAGAAUUCAGAAGUUUUGGAGAAGAUGGUUAUUUCUAAUGCUGAUUUGACAGCAAGAUAUGGUAAGUAUAUGAACAGAGGCUACAAGAAAACACUGGAAAAGUUACAGGCACAACAGAACUCAAGUCAAAACUUUUUGUUUCUUCCAAAAAAGUCACCUGGUGCUGAGAUUGUGCUGUGACACUGAAAAGUUUCGUCAGAUGCCAUUUUGGUUCCAAGGUUUCUUGUACUUGGAUCUUCCUUAGAUUUCCUUUUCUUUCUUAAAUAAAACAUUCCUUUGAUGCUUUUGUGGAAGUUUGUAUCCCCUGCAGGGAGAUGCUGAAAAGCAGCAAUUGCUUAAUUUCUUGUUUUCUUCAGGAGUUGGAAGUAUAUUGAAACCAUUUGUUAUGAAUUACUGAAGAAGAACCAGGCCAGUAAUUUACCGCCUUCCUUUUAGAAUUGAACCAUUCAAGUUUCUUUUGAUGAUGCUUAGCUUUAUAUUUUCUAGGCAGUUGCAGAAAGGGAUUGGAUAAGGCAAUAUGUAUUUGUAUAUUGUUUUACCUAGUGCAAAACAUGCAUCUGUUAGAUGAUUUCUGAAUUCACCACCUUGUUUAGGAUUGAACCAUAGGCAUACUUAUCAAUGUUAUUUCAUAUUGUGGUUGCCAAA